UAUAUUGAAUCUACCAAAUAUACGAAAAUACCAAAAGUGUUUUACUGCUAGCUUUACAAGAGUCACGAGAAAAUUUGUAAUUUUGUAUUUACAUGAUUUUGCAUUAUUCCUUUUUUCCUAUGUAAACAACAGGUUUUAGGGAUGGCUAUCCCAGCUGUUGUGACCAUAACUAUCACUGCAAUAGUUGGAAUUGCUCUAGUUAUUGUAGGAGGCAUCCUCAUCAAAGUCUUUCAUGGAAUGAUCGAUGACCAGUUGAAACAGGACCUUCCACUGAAGAAUGGGACUGACUCCUAUUCCAAUUGGCUUGAUCCCCCUGUUCCGAUUUAUAUGCAGUUUUACCUGUUUGAUGUUUUAAACAGAGCUGAGGUUAUACUUGGAGAAAAGCCUGUAUUAGGCCAGAAAGGGCCAUACACAUAUAGGGAGUAUCGAAAAAAGGAGCACAUCAAAUUCAAUCAAGAACAGGGAACUGUAGAGUAUGAAGAAAGUAAAAUCUAUGUGUUUGAUAGAAACAUGUCUGUGGGGAGUGAGAAUGAUACAGUACAUACUGUUAACCUCUUCAUGGUGGGUAUCAUACAGCUAACGAGGUAUAUGCCAUCACUUUUGAAAGAAGCGAUCAAUGGUGUGUUCGUUGGAGUCCCUGAAACAUUGAUAGCUGAGUAUACAGUGCAUGAGACACUUUGGGGACAUAAAGAUCCUAUUAUUAAAGAUAUAAAGAAAGCCGCUUCAGUUUUUGGAAUAACACUAGAUAUUGAAGAUACGUUUGGGCUUUUCUACGGGCAAAACAAUAGUAGAGAUGGAGUCUACAAUAUUUACACAGGAGAGAAAGGACUUGACAAGUAUGUUACCAUCAAGACUUGGAAUGGCUCAAAUUUGCUCAACUACUGGGGGGAUAAUUAUACCAAUAUGAUCAAUGGAACAGAUGGCACUCAGUUUCCACCUGGUGUUACCCCUGACAGAACUCUCCAACUGUUCUCCACUGAUAUAUGCAGGUCAAUAUAUGCCAACUAUGAGGGACCUCAGAAAAUGCGUGGAAUCGAUCUGUACCGUUUUGUCCCUCCAACUAGUGUAUUUGCUGCUCCCGCUAAAAAUCCUGCUAAUCUUGGAUUUUGUGCAGACAAUGAAACAAUAUGUCUCGGCUCGGGGGUACUCAAUGUUAGUGUAUGUAAACCUCAGAAUGCUCCAAUUGUUUUAUCUCAGCCACAUUUCUACCAGGCAGACAAGGAGUAUAUAGAUGGCGUCAUAGGCCUUAAUCCUAACAAAGAGGAGCACCAGACAGCAUUAGAUGUAGAACCAGUGACAGGUGUCGUAAUGGGUGCUUCCAAGAGGAUACAAAUCAGCAUAUUUCUGCAGAAGGAGGAAGUUUACAGUGAUUUUGAAAACUUAGGUAGACUGUUCCUGCCUGUGGUAUGGAUCAAUGAGAGUGCCAAAGUCGAUGACAAGUCGGCCAAUCUAUUCAAAAACAAAGUGAUGGAGCCAAUCAAAGUGACAGAAGCAGUGCAGUAUGGUCUAAUAGCUGUGGGAAGCUUUAUCCUCCUUUGUGCUAUCAUAUUUGCUCUCAAGAAGAUAUUUGCCAAAAAACAAAACCUAUUUAUACCUUUGGACUCCCCUUCGGAUGAAGCUAGACUUGUAACAAACUAACAGGACUUCUAUGAAAUAAUCCUAAGAUUCCAGGAAGGAGUGUGUUGACAAUCAUUGUGCCCAUAUAAAAAGGAAGUGUUGUUGUAAAUGCCCAUAUAAGGAUAAAAUGUUAUUGUAGGACAAUAUUAGUAUGUACCCAUAUAAGGACGAAGUGUUAUUUUAUGUGCCCCUAUAAGGAGGAAAUGUUUUGGUAUGUGUCCAUAUAACAGUAUAAGGACAAAGUGUUAUUGCAUGGGCCCAUAGAGGGAGGAAGUGUUAUUAUUAUAUGUGCCCAUAUAAGGAGGAAAUAUUAUUUUCUCUCAUUAGACUCUCCUAAAAAUGCUAAACAGGUCAUGCUGUACAGGUCAUGUGCAGUUAUGUCAGUAAGCCAUUGGUAUAUUAUGGAGUAUUGACAUAGAUUCAUGUAGCUCAUGUACAUGAACUUGGAACAAGGAGUUAUUGAUGCAUAAUGCUUAAUGUUUAAUUCAGGUACAUAUCACGGACAGGGUGCAACAAUGCAAAAUGAUAUUUACUGUAGUUACUGGUUCGAAUGUGUUUUAUAGUCUCUAGAAAAUCUAUUUUUUAUUUUAAGGUUUAGAGUCGAUUGCAUAAAUAAUGUCAUUUAGAAGUGUUUUAGUUUCAGGAAUUCACAUUUGAGAUGUGAUAUGUAAGGAAUUGAUAACUGUAUUAAGUCUGGGAGGCUUCUGCUCAAAACAGUGUGCUUAACAAGAUAUUAUUGCAACGUUACUCAAAUUAUGAUUUCAUCAGCAAAUUAUUGUAUUAUAAGGGUUAUGCUUAUCAUUGAUAUAUAGACUAAUAAUGACCUAUAUCACAAAAAGAACUCACCAAAUGGUUCAGUUUUCAAAAAGAGAGUCAGUAGCACAAAGAAUGUCAUUUAGAAGUAUUUCAGUUUGAGGAAUUUAUAUUGGAGACCUUAACAUAUACUUUAUAGAUAUUGCUGUAGUUGGGUAAGUCCCUAAACAGAUAAAAAAGCUCAGUUACAGUUAUGUUAUUUUGUUACAUAUAGUUUGUUGAUUUAUUUAGGAUGCAAUGUUACCAUGGUAACAUUUAUUCAGUACCUUCAUUUGGCAUUAAGCGCCAAAACAAAGAAUGGAAAGACCUGUGAUUAAAAAAAUUUAGUUACAUUAUGCUGUUAUAGUUUUGCUAUGGAUGAUAUGUUAUGGAAACAGAAUUCCAAUCCAGAUAAAAAUUAUGUUUGACAUCAUACUGGAGGAUGUAUGAAUAUGUCCAACCAUGGUUCAUGAACUAUGUAAUCUCAGUCACUAUUUCUACAUGCAAAAAUAUGAUUUGUUAUGUCACCACCAAAAGUCACCAUCUCCAAUUUUUUUGUGGACAG
Molecule: messenger RNA, 2974 nt
Organism: Owenia fusiformis
Lineage: Eukaryota; Metazoa; Annelida; Polychaeta; Sabellida; Oweniidae
Source: the annotation of a GenBank genome assembly